AUUCACAUAAUUCUUAAGACAUCACAAUUGACACUAACAUUCAUAAUUACAUUAAAAUUAGUGUAAUUUGAUUUUUCAUAUCGUUGACUACAGUGGGUAUUCAUUUUACUCUUAGAAGAUAUACUAAUCUGUUCCUUAAAAUCAAAUCACUUUGCCAUUUUAGUACAUAGUAAGGGGUCUUGUCCAAAUGUCAAAGCGAGGCAAGGACUCGUGGAGCAUUGUGGGUAAUAUUUAGUUGCCAAAACAAUCCAAAAUGGCUGACUGAGGAAGAAUAUUUUGAUUUUAUGAAAGCAAGGACAACGAUAUAAGCAAUGCCGGGAGCUCUGCUCAGGAGGCCGCUCCCGCCCAAGGAGCGGCAACAGCCAUCGGUUCCCAUGAUCUCCCCCAGCCCCAGCCCUGACAUCUACCGUGUGCACACCCCUCCCCACCCCCUGCGCCUGUCCCCCGUCCCCAGCCUGCCCAGCGUCGUCCCCAGCCUCGCCUCCGGGAUGCACCUGUCGCAGCUGGAGGCCCCGCGGGAUGGCCUCCAGUCCCCCGUCCCCACCAUCGACAGCAAGUUCAUGGUCGCACAGAAAGCUGAGAAGCAGCGCAGCGACACCGCGGGCUUCUUCCUCAAACAGAACCUCCUCCUGCCGUACAAGCCUCGCGGACCGGACUUCUUCCCCCACAGGGAGCCAAAAAGACCCCCUCCCGUGUCGCUGAAAGAUCUAUUCCGUGAGGAAAACUUCAUGGAUAAGAAAGAGCCAGAUUUCACCUUAGAUGACUUCCACAUUGACAUGUCUCAAGUGCCAACAAUGCCCAGGAGAGAGCUGCAGAGAGCAAUCUUGUCCAAACAGAACUAUAAGAAGAUGAUUAAGAUGUUGAGUGAGGAGUUUUCACCCAGACAGGAGGAAGUCAGGACGACAGAGGUCCGUGGAGAAGAUGUUGGGGUGCCGGAAUUCAAACACAGGAUUCCACAGAGACAGCUCAUGAUCGAAAUGGCUGCCAUCAUUGGUGACUCCAUGAAGCUGCUGAGAGCCACCAUGGAGAGUGAAGAUGAGGAGGAAGAGUUGGAAACACGGGUCAGCUCAGGACCUCUGCUCCACCAGAAAACUCACAGUCGUGGGAUUUUCCUCACCGCACCCCCCACAGCAGCACCCCCAUCCACACCCUCCACCGCACCAAAGCAGCUCUCCAGAUACCCCAGCACGGUCUUACAACCGCCGUCAGUGACCCCCAGUCCCAGCGAGCCUCCCGGAACGGCCGAGCUCAUGUUGUAUCACCCGGACACUCCAAGCACGGCGCUCCCGACGUCCGCCGGCAGUAUGGACCUCCCGUUGUCUGCGCCACCCACAGCGGAGUCUACAGACUAUCUAACCCCCUUCACCAACACUCAGGCAUCCAUGCCAUACCUGACCUCACCACCUACUGCAGCACUUGUUGCACAGAGGGCUCUGUACUCAAGAAUGCCAAGCACAGCCCCUGUUAGACCCCCUGACACAGGCAAACCAGUCCCCAUGCCAUCAACAGCUCCCGGCUUGCUAUCCUCCUCAAAUCAGGAGAGAAAGGACCCUGCAAGGGGGUUAUCACUAGAGGGGUACCCAACGUUACCCCCCAUAGCAAGCGAGAGGGCAAGUAUACCGCCAACAGAAAUGUCCAUGCCUAUGUCGACCACAUUUGAGGAGGAGACAGUGACAACAGAAACAGUUGAGGAAAAAAUCCCACCAAAAAUAUCCGAGGAGCCCAGCAAAAGGGGCACGGCAACAGGAACAGCUAAGGGAGGUACUCCCAAGACGCCGGGACGACUCUCAAGGAGAGAGAAGGAGGUUCUAGAAGCAGUGAGGCAGCAGUUGGUAUCUGAGUACCCGGAGGCUGAUGCUCUGUUCAACACAGUCACAAACAAGUACUUCAUGGGGAGCCGUAGGAGUGGGUCACCUUUUGAGGCACAAGGAGACGAUGACACCAUCUCUCCCACUGAGCUGGCAGUGUUGGAUGCUAUCGUCAAUGGAGGACAUGUUCUUAGUAUCAAGGCCCACUUUGUGAACCAACUCCCAGACAUUGCACCCAUCACCAACACCCUGGUCUACCUCAACUUGUCCUUCAACGACUUCCAUUCUUUCCCUUCGGCAGUGUUACUUCUGAAGAAUCUUGAGAUACUGAAGAUGAGAAAUAACCCCAUCAAUGAGAUCCCACAAGGUAUCUACAAGUUGAGGAAGCUGCGAACGUUUGUCCUGUCCUACUGUAUGGUGACGAGCCUCCCUCUCAGUUUCUACACCCUGACAGACCUCCAGUAUGUGGACCUUUCUUACAACAGGAUCUCCUUCUUACCAAAUGAUGUCAGGAGACUGCAGAAAUUGUAUGACCUGAACUUGGAGGGGAACCAGUUGGCGGCCAUGCCAUGUGGCGCCCUGAAACUACGUCGUCUCAAACAUCUCAAGGUCAAGAACAACUUCAUGCACCCUCUACUGUGGAAGGAAAAUGCUGAGAAGAUGCCACAGCGUUUGAUUGACAUGUGCUCGGUGGUGCUCAUGAAGGAUGACCUGUACCGUAGAUAUCGCAACCUUCCCGUCACCGCGCAAAGCAUCCUGGACAGUACUGACGGAGUUUGCGACUGUUGCCAUGGUCCCCUGUAUGGCCCAGGCAUCCGGCUCAUCAGGCCAUGCUCCAAGAUCUUCGGCAUCAAGAAACUGCCCUUCUUAUUUGUGGCCUGCUCCCCUCAUUGUCACAACAGCUUCAUGACCAGUACAGCAUCCAUCUCAAAACUACUGUAUGAAGAUGACUGAUCGCUAGUGAUGGCAAAGGUGUAAUGUUAGUUCACCUUUGUCCAUGGGGUAACCUAUAUCUGUUGUAUUUUGGAAAUGGUUAUGUAGGAAUAUCAAGUCGAUACACUGUGGUUUCAAACCACAGUAUUUUAAAAAAAUUGCUAACAAAUUGGAAACACUGUAAGUGUGGUUUCAAACCACAGUAUUUAAAAAAAAUUGCUAACAAAUUGGAAACACUGUAAGUCAACUUGAUAUCCCUGAAUAACCUGUUUUGAAAUGCAGCGGAUAUAGGUUACUUCACGGAUAAAUGUGAACUAGCGAAAAAUCAUCUUUCUGAUAUACAGACCUUCUUUCUUACUAUCGACCACUUCUUUUAUAUCAAAAGGCUUUUUCAGCAUGGAGGUUAAAGAACAUAUCAUUAAAGAAUUAUUCUACCAUGUAUUAGACAUAUCAUAUUCACAGACCUGAAGUAACACAACAGUUUUGUUGCAACCUAAUAUUUCCAUAAGUAUCUGACUGCUUUAAUAUAGUUUAUCACUUGAAUGUAAUGAUGAACAUUUAGUAGUAGUUAGCAUUAUUCCAUGGCAAGAAAAGAUACAUGUCUGCAGGACGAAUGUACAUAAAAUCAUACUUGUUGUAUUAAUGUCAUUGUUAAGUAUUUGAUAAUAUAGUAUUUUUCUAUGGAAAGUUGUGUGUGAGCAAUGUCCUUUGUAGUUUUGUACUUCAAAUUUUGUCCUCUUUGAAGAAAAUUCUAAAAUGCUGCAAUUCUAAUAAUAACAAAAUGCUGCAGUGUUUGUAAAUAUUUGAUGUAUAGAGACCUUUUUUAUACAAAUGUACUAGAUGUUACCUCAAAAUACUUUAAUGAAAAAGUUGAUGUUACAUAUCAAAUUUAAUUCCACAUAUCAUAAUUCUCAUAUCAAUAUGCUAGGAAUAAGAUACAGAUAAAAAGGAAUGAUAAUUGUACAAAUGUAUAAUUUGUUUCUGCUGCUACAUUUACAGUGUUGAUUUGAGACAUAUCAAAUAUUUCAUAGACUUGUUUAUGGCAAGAUGGCUAAGAACAUGAGUAGGAAUAAAAAAAAUAAGAUGAGUA
Molecule: messenger RNA, 3831 nt
Organism: Branchiostoma floridae (Florida lancelet)
Lineage: Eukaryota; Metazoa; Chordata; Leptocardii; Amphioxiformes; Branchiostomatidae
Product: pollen-specific leucine-rich repeat extensin-like protein 1
Exons: 14
Coding region: 312-2762 (816 amino acids)
Molecular function (GO): protein binding
Source: RefSeq, a predicted model, not a curated record